Messenger RNA from Corvus hawaiiensis (hawaiian crow), 4146 nucleotides. RefSeq names its product solute carrier family 7 member 11 (gene SLC7A11). Gene Ontology annotation, cellular component: membrane. The coding region runs from base 334 to 2181 and encodes 615 amino acids. Gene Ontology annotation, biological process: amino acid transmembrane transport. NCBI's taxonomy places the organism in Eukaryota, Metazoa, Chordata, Aves, Passeriformes, Corvidae. The transcript is spliced from 13 exons. Gene Ontology annotation, molecular function: L-amino acid transmembrane transporter activity. The record is from RefSeq and is a predicted model, not a curated record.
CUGAAGAAUUUGCAUCAUCAUUCAGCUAGAGUAACUUGGUAUGACAAGAGCUUAAAUACAAGUCCAUGCGGAAGCUGAGCUGGUUUCCAAUGAUAGGGCAGUACCAGCUCACAGUGUGAAAACACAGGUGUUUCUGAGCUGGGCUUGGAUCGCAGGAAGGGUUCACAUACUCUUUAGGAGCUUGUUACCUGUGCGUAGGAGCAGCUAGAAAGAUAACAGAAGACAGAGGAAGAGCCAAAGUAGUUGGCUACAUAGAGUGAAAAAAACCCCUUGAGUUUCUACUGAAAACUUUUCUGCCUGUGCUUGCCAGCAGUGUGUUGGUGACACUGUAGCAUGUUUAGGAAAGCUGCUGUGCCCGCAGUCUCUAAUGGAAGCUACUUGCAGGGACAAGCUAAUGGCAAGUUGUCCUCUAUGGACAGCAGACAGCGAGCCCAGGAGGGAAAAGUUGUGCUGAAGAAGAAAGUGACGCUUUUGAGGGGGAUAUCCAUCAUAAUUGGCACUAUCAUUGGAGCUGGCAUCUUCAUCUCUCCCAAAGGCAUCCUGAAGAACACAGGCAGCGUGGGCAUGUCCUUGACUGUCUGGACAGUGUGUGGUAUCCUCUCGCUUUUUGGUGCUCUCUGCUAUGCUGAACUAGGAACAUGCAUUAAGAAAUCUGGUGGUCACUACACCUAUAUCCUGGAGGCCUUUGGCCCGUUACCUGCAUUUGUGAGGGUCUGGGUUGAACUACUCAUUAUUCGCCCUGCUGCCACAGCAGUGAUAUCAUUGGCAUUUGGACGGUACAUUUUGGAGCCUUUCUUUAUGCAGUGUGAAAUCCCAGAAGUUGCAAUUAAACUUAUUACAGCUGUCGGCAUCACACUGGUGAUGGUCCUGAAUAGCACAAGUGUCAGCUGGAGUGCCCGCAUUCAGAUGUUUCUUACCUUUUGUAAGCUUGUAGCAAUUCUGAUAAUUGUAGUCCCUGGAGUUAUCCAGCUAAUUAAAGGAGAAACACAGCACUUUAAAAAUGCCUUUGCAGGGAAUGAUGCCAGUGUUAUGGGAUUACCACUUGCUUUCUAUUCAGGAAUGUAUGCCUAUUCAGGCUGGUUUUACCUCAAUUUUGUUACCGAAGAAGUGGAAAACCCUGAAAAAAACAUACCCCUCGCAAUAUGCAUUUCAAUGAUUAUCGUCACAGUUGGCUACGUGUUAACAAACGUGGCUUAUUUCACUACAAUCAGUGCUGGGGAAUUGCUGCUUUCAAAAGCUGUAGCAGUGACCUUUGCCGAACGACUAAUGGGAAACUUUUCUUUAGCUGUACCAGUGUUUGUUGCUCUCUCCUGCUUUGGAUCUAUGAAUGGUGGCAUUUUUGCAGUCUCCAGGAUGUUCUUCGUUGCAUCCCGCGAGGGUCACCUUCCAGAAAUUCUCUCCAUGAUUCAUGUCCGCAAGCACACUCCUCUGCCAGCUGUCAUUGUUUUGCAUCCUCUCACAAUGAUAAUGUUAUUCAAUGGGGAUCUCUACAGCCUGCUGAAUUUCCUCAGCUUUGCCAGGUGGCUUUUUAUUGGACUAGUAGUUGCUGGGUUGAUUUAUCUCAGAUAUAAACGUCCUGAUAUGCCUCGUCCUUUCAAGGUUCCUCUAUUUAUUCCAGCGUUGUUUUCCUUCACUUGCCUCUUCAUGGUUGCACUGUCACUUUACUCUGACCCAGUGAACACAGGGAUUGGAUUUGCAAUAACCCUGACUGGCAUUCCUGCCUACUACCUCUUUAUUGUAUGGGACAAUAAGCCAAAGUGGUUCAGAAAGCUUCUAGGGGAAAAUGCUCUUAUAUUGAUUUCUUCUGAGUACAUUGCAACCAAAAAAUGCGAAGAAUACCAGCUCCCCAACUUGUCUGCUCUGCUGUGGCUUCAUCCCAGGAGAGAGAAAAACUGCUGCAUUGAAAUGGAGGACUGGGCAAGGUCUUGCUGUUGGCAGGGUAACCAUAACAUUGCAAAUCCUCUUGGAAGUCAUCCCAGCAGAGGAAGAUCAGAAAUCAUGAUCAUCAUGAUCAGCUUUUGGGUUGGUGUUUUGUUUCAACCUGAAAUAAAAAGAGUAAGGAGAUUUAUCCCCCUUCCUAACAUGCUGCAAACUGGUGGAACAAGACACAGUCGAGAUGGACACCGAGCAAGUAACUUUCCAGAAUUGUUUUUUACAAUGCUGUUGCAACCUUUUUUUUAAUGUGGUUGAUUGAUAUGUAGAAAGCAAGUACUUGUGCUAUGAGGAAGCCCUUCACUACUUGUUUUGGUACCAUGUCCUAUUUUAACAAACUGUAAGUUCAACAAACUGCAAUUUUGUUUGCCUUGUCACUGAAGAUAGGUUUAAGUGAUGUGUAAUAGCUGCGUGUACUCUGAAGAAUGUGUCUUGCUUGCUGUCCCUGGAGAUCCCAGCUCUCACCAGAGCAAGGGUGAGAUACAGCUGCUGAAUUUCAGAUACUACAUUCUUCCCAUCACUCUGUUUGGCAGCCUGAUUUGACUUCUUUUGACUCACUGGAAGGCCCAUCACACUGAUGCAGAAGCACCACUCCCCAAACCAUUGAUAUGGCAAACUCAAGGUUUCUUCAUUCUGGAGUUCUUAUUACAUGGCCAACAGAAAUGUCUUUUGAGACUUAAUAUUUCUGCCAGUGGAGCAGGAAGAUUUUAGCAUGGGAAUUUUAGCAGUAAUUUUAUGCAUAUUAAAUUUUUUACCAGACUGGAAUUGAUCACUGAUUUUACCAGUGUUUCUUUGUGUACCUACACACACAAAAUCCAGCGAGUUGAGCAAUGACCUUCAAAUGAGUCACAAUAUUUGAAUGUCACCUCUAUUGCUGCAUGAAUAUUUCCCAUCUGGAAGCAUAUGAUCCUGCAGUUAACAGUCAGGCAAACCUGAUUUUAAAAUUUUAUAUUAGGGUUGGUGGGCAGAAAUAAAUGUCACUGGUGGGAACAUGCUAUAGACAUGACAAUAAAUGCAAUACUUUUUUAUGAAUAAGGUAUAAGGCAGGCUACAGCAGCUUUGUUGAUUUGAGUAGUAUGUGUGCCUGAGCUGUGGGCUUUUCACUUAAGCACGCUCCAGUUAACAGGGCUUUGGAACACUGAGGAACAGGUGCUUUUCCUGUCUUCUCAUGGGUUUUAUCUCAGCAGAAACAGAGAAAGGCCUUCAAAACUGAUAAAAUCAAAUGAAAUUCAUCUCCAGAACUAUUUUUGAGCUGAGCUCCAGCUCAAAUAUGAGCCAAAAUUUUGCCCUUUUUAAAAGAUAGUUGUAUAGAUAAAGAAGUUUCUUAAUACUUAGAAAUUGAGUUUUAUAUUCCUAAUGACUACUCAACCUUAAGGUUAAGGUUUAUUAUCACUCUGUUGAGAAUAUAACACCUAACUAUUGAAUACAUUAGUAUUUGAGCUGUCUGAUUUCAGCAAGUCAUGUUCCAGGAAAAUUCUUAUGGAACUAAGCAACAUUUAACUUCCUAAAUUGGGAGAAAAGCACAACUAGUAGCCAGACCACUACAGUAAAGGGAGACUGUGUAUUGUAUAUGUGUUGUAUAUAUCCAGAAUAUCUACUGCUUUAAAGGUGUACAGUAAUAUGUCUUAAAUAUAUACAUAUUUUUUGAUUUUGUAUCUCUGUGGUGGAAUUUCAUAAAAGUAGGGAAAUGCAAGUAACUGAUUAUGUAGAAGAGCAGUAGUUUAAGACAGAGAAAGCAUUUUGCGAACAGUGUUUUUCCAUAAAUGUUUUCUGUUUACAGUAACUUAAAGUGUUAUUUGAAACUUGUUAUAGGCAUACAUUUUGAGAGAGUUUUUUGUGUUGACAGUGAAUGUGUUUAUUUAGUACUUACAUUUGGGUCACAAUUCUGCCUUUGAAGUUGUCUCCUGCCAUCCCCGUUCAUCAGGAUUUGUCCUCUGUCAUCAUGGAGCAUCUUCAAAGUACACAAACUCUACUCCUCUCUGACAGAAAUAAACUGUCUGGCACCCUCCAGGAGUGCACCUAACGCAUUCCUCCCCUAAUGAAUGCAAAGUGCAUGGGAUCCAGAGCAAAACCACCUCAAGAUCGACAGUGGACGUAGGUUUUUCACUCAGACUGUUUCAUUUCCAUGUAUUCAUUCCUGUUGUGCCACAUUACUUGAAAGUUUAAUUGUAGGCAGUGUUAACUUGUAGAAAUAAAUGGGCUCCAUAAAUAUAA